UGGUUCUGGGCUUCGGGGGGGCGAAGGGCCCGGGGCCCUGUGUUCUCCGCGGCGGCGGGAGGCCUAUGGGCCGGCCCGAGCCUCGCGGCCCCGGAGACGGCGGUGGCGCCGAGCUGAGGCGCAGGGUGGCCCCUCCCUGAGGACAUGUACUGUCCAGCUCCUGCCCAAUCCCCAACGGGGACCCUGGAAUGGCAGUGUCACUCCCAACGCCCAGACUUCAGGAGGCCAUUGUGUUCGAGGAUGUGGCUGUGUAUUUCACAAGGAUAGAGUGGAGUUGCCUGGCCCCCAACCAGCGGGCAUUGUACAGGGACGUGAUGCUGGAGAACUACAGGCUCGUGGCCUCGCUGGGCUUUCUUGUCUCCAAACCAGCAUUGAUCUCCCUCUUGGAGCAAGGGGAGGAACCAGGGGCCUUGAUUCUGCAGGUGGCUGAGGAGCAAGGGACCAAGGCAAGCCUAUGCCCAGAUUCCAGGAUGGAGGCUGGGAUUAAGGAUUCUCCUCCAAGGAGAGUAUCCUCUAAGCAGGCAGGACUGUGGGACACAGUAUGGGGGCACCUCCCCAGGAAGGACCCCAAGUUACCUGAACUGACUGGCAGUCCCGAGGAUGGGUCCAAUAAGCGGGCAGGUGGCCCUGGUAGGGAGUUUAGCAUGUUCCUGGGGGCCCUGCAGGAAGAACAGCUCAGCUCAGACCCUGCAAACACUGUUGUGGGGAGAGUAUACAGGUGUUCUUGCGGCAAGGCGUUCAAGUACAACUUGCUGCUGCGCAGGCACCAGGUUAUCCACACAGGAGCCAAACCCUACCAGUGCACCGAGUGCAGCAAGGCCUUCAAGCAGAGUUCCAUCCUCCUAAGACACCAGCUGAUCCACACAGAAGAGAAGCCCUACCAGUGCAGCGAGUGCGGCAAGGCCUUCCGCCAGAGCACUCAGCUGACUAUGCACCAUCAAGUCCACACGCUGGAGAAGCCCUACCAGUGCAAAGAGUGUGGCAAGGCCUUUGGCCGCAGCUCCCGGCUCCGCCAGCACCAGAAGUUCCACUCAGGGGAGAGGCCCUACGAAUGCGGCGAGUGCGGCAAGGCCUUCUGCCACAGGUUCACGCUCCAGGAGCACUGCUGCAUCCACAGCAGGGAGCGGCCCUAUGUGUGCCUCCAGUGCAGGCAGUGCUUCAUCCAUGGGUCCGCGCUCCUCAAACACCACAGGCUGCACACUGAGGAGAGUCCCCUGCUCUGUGCAGCCCAGCAGACCCCCAUGGGGGACAAACUCUACCAGUGCCCGGUGUGCCAGAAGCCCUUCAGACAUAACUCUCUGCUCCUUGUGCACCAGAGGCUGCACACGGAUGAGAGGCCCUUUGAGUGCAGGGAGUGCGGCAAAGCCUUCAGCCAGAAGUCCAACCUCACUCUGCACCAGAAGACCCACACCAAGGAGAAACCCUUUGCCUGCACAGAGUGUGGCAAGGCUUUCUGCAGGAGCUACACGCUGAAUGAGCACUACCAGCUCCAUGGCGGGCGGCCACACAGGUGUCAGGCCCAUGGUAGGAUGGGCCGGCUGUCUGCCCUCAUCCAGCAUCAAAAAGUCCACAGCCAGGGGUGAUCCUAGUAAGGUGGGGAGGGCAGCCCGGUGCCCCGUUAGGCUUCCUGCUGAGGAGAUAGGCAGAAAACCCAUCCUGGAAGGCCUCCAAGGCAGAAAGCCAUCAGCCCUCCUCUGAGAAUGGAAGGGGGCUGGCCUUAUCUGUGGUUGGCAGCCUGAAGGAAGGUGCAAGAGGAAGGUGGGGCUGGAGCGGGUCCCCACCCCACCUCUGGGAGGGCAGCAUUUAUAAACCAGCCAAGUCUGGAUGCACAGGCUCCAAUAACCAAGUGGUGGGGAGUGUGGGUGGACUUUCUUUUCUUUUUGUGCUCAUGUGUUUUCCAAAUACUGACUUGUGAUCAGAAAAAAAGGGUAUGUUGGAUUUUUUAUUAUUACUAGGAUUGAUCAAAAUCAGACCUUGUUUGCCCAGGCUCCGGCCACCUAGUGGGAGAGCUACUUAGCCGCACUAUUGUAACCCCCACAGUGCCUGGCAUGGGGACAUUGGAAGUCAUAGGUGGACCAAGAGUUUCCAGAUAAGCCAGGAAGGGUGGUGGCAGCUGAGGCCAGGACUUGGGGUGGGGUCUGCAUCCCCUCCCAAGCAGCUUCAGAGCCCCAGCCAGGUGGGAGGUGACCUGCCUUCAGGCCUCUCAGCAGAAACUGCUCACAGGGCGGAAAGGGCCCCACAGCCUGCUGGUGAGGGAGGUCAUCUUAGUGACCCCUCCUCACCCUCAGCCUCACCCCAACCCAGGAACCUAAAGAAUGCUGGCAGGCUUCUGCAGCAUCUUAGAAAAUGUGUGCCAGAAAGGAGGCCACCAGCCCCAAGCCAAGCUGAGGGCUUAAAUAUGACUGUGUGUUUUUAAUUAAUGUGGCUCAGGUUUUGAGGAACACUUAUACAAGCCUGACAGAUACUCAGUUCUCAGCUAAAGCUUGUUGCAUGAAGGAAUGACCAAAAAUCACAAACCUGGACAAAGAAAGUCUGAAGAGGGGGCUCAGCUGUGGCUAAAGGAGAUCAAAACUACAUCAGCUUGGGCAAAGCAUGUCUCCAUUAUGUAACAGCCUCACAGGGAGCCCCUUUGGGAGAAGCCCUUCAGACUCCUGGGGAACAAAGCAUCCUGGGUUCCCCGGUCAUGACCCAGAGUGUGGGGCUUAGAUUACAGAAGAUGGGAGGCUGCAAACCACACAGAUGCAGGCUCAGUUCCCCUCCGGGCCGCAGAUAACUCCCCACUCAGUAUCUUUGAGAUGUUUUUUAGGAACAUAGACACCCCUCCCUCCCAUGGGUCUUCUCCUGACCACAAGCACGUAGGCCCCAGGCUGGGUGGAGCCUGAGGACUAGGACCCCUGUGACAGUCUUGUCACCUCACUGCUGCUCAUCAGGGGUGGGCACAGGCUGAUCACUCACCUGGCAGUCCUUCCCAUAAUGUUGCCUCUAAAACCCUGCUUGUGAGCCAACGGGGAGUUCUGGACCUCAGGCAUUAGCCACCCCUUCUUGCCUGGCGCCUGCCACAUCCUGAUGUCAGUGCUUGGCCUUGCUGUGCAGCAGGCAAGCAGACCCAGGUUGGUUUGGUUCAGUGACAUUGCUGCCUGGUUCUGAGAUGGGCAGUGUGGAAAGAGGGGGCGGGGAGUUUUGGCUGAGUCCUCGUAACGCUGAUUGAACAUACCUGAAAUCUACCUGAUGUGCUUUCUCUUUCAUUUUGAACUCACUAACCAUCUUGUGUGCACUAGUCAGAUACCUGAAGCUAGGCAGGCUGCCCUAAUGGGACACUAGCAAUC
Molecule: messenger RNA, 3326 nt
Organism: Manis pentadactyla (Chinese pangolin)
Lineage: Eukaryota; Metazoa; Chordata; Mammalia; Pholidota; Manidae
Gene: ZNF517
Product: zinc finger protein 517
Biological process (GO): negative regulation of transcription by RNA polymerase II
Molecular function (GO): DNA-binding transcription repressor activity, RNA polymerase II-specific
Source: RefSeq, a predicted model, not a curated record